UGGUCGUUCAUGCGUGCAACUAUCAGUUUCAGGAAGUAUGGUUGCGAAACCUUGCAUAAUCGGGAAAGAGUACCACGGUCAUCUGAGCGCGUUCCGGGUGGACCCUUGCACGGAUUGCACGUGUAUGAACGGCACUGCGGUGUGCACGCGGCAUACGUGCCCGGUGCUGACGUGCGGUGCGCGCGCGCUGCCUCCUCAGCCGGGGAAAUGCUGCCCGGAGUGCCCGCAAGUGGAGGAGGCGAAAGCUGCUUGUAUCAUCGGAGGAAAAGUUUAUCAGGAUGGAGAAAUCUGGCAACUGGACGCAUGCAAGUCAUGCGAAUGCCACGGAGGUGAACCGCGCUGUGCCAUGGAACGGUGUCCGAGCAUCACGUGUCGCUCGGACCAGACGCUGCGCCAGCUGCCUGGCCAGUGCUGUCCGAAGUGCAUCGAUAUUGACGGCAUCUGCACUGUCUUCGGUGAUCCCCACUAUAAGACUUUCGACGGAAAGUUCUAUAGUUUUCAGGGGUCGUGCAAGUAUCAACUGGCUUCUGACUGCGUUAACAAUACCUUUUCAAUAAGGAUAUCGAAUGACGCCAGGAACACCUUACACUCAUCGUGGACCCGAACAGCGACACUUCGCAUUGGAUCCACCAAAAUCAACAUGGGAAAGAAAAUGCGAAUAAAAGUGAACGGCAAAAGGGUUACCCUGCCUCACAAGGAGAGAGGUGUCGCCGAGAUCACGCGAAGUAAUGGUUCAGUGUUGUUGAAAGCGGAGAUAGGAGUGCAGAUGUUGUGGGACGGUGAGGGUUUCCUAGAAGUGACUGUGUCGAGUGUUUACAAAGGAAAGUUGUGCGGCUUGUGCGGUAAUUUCAAUUCGGUCGCGAGAGACGAUAUGAGAACCCGCGAUGGAAAGCUGUUGAACGAUACGUGGCGCUUCGGGACGUCGUGGCGCGUGGGUGGGAAGCGGGCGUGUACUCGCCAGCAGGAGCGGCCGGGAAUGGCGUCUCGGUGUCGGCAGUCGAAGAUAUUGAAGGCUCGCCGAUUGUGUCGGGGCUUUUUGCGAUACGAUGCGUUUUCGGAGUGUGGUGCGAAAGUGAACCCGCGUAAUUAUCGGGAGGCUUGUGAGUUGGAUGCUUGUGGAUGCGCGGGGACAAGGUGUCACUGUGCGGCUUAUAGGGCGUAUGCUCGGGAGUGUACUCGGGUAGGGGCGGAGCCCGUGGGCUGGGCGCGGGCGGCGUGGUGCGACGGCGUGUCGCCGCCGUGGCUGAGCCGGCGCAAGAGCUUCCGCCCCAGCAAACCGAAGGGCACCGACCUCCUGGACUUCAGCUCGAUCCCUAAACUGAACAACAGCAGGAGCCGACCACCGCCUCCGAUACUACACUGAGCUGUGUAGUUUCACCUUACUAGUCAAAUCUGCCAGUGUGGCCAUUGUGAGAGUAUUACAAGGAUGCAUUAAAACUGGAUUGCUGCAUCCAGAAAAGAGACCAGUUUUACCCGGAAUGAAGAUCUAACAAAUAAACAGUAUUCAUAAAACUACUUAGUUAGGAAAAAUUACGUAAUAAUUAUAAAUAGGACCACCUUAUUGCCUCGCGGAAUCCAACCGGCGUUUUUAUAAUCUUUAUCGACCUUCUAAAAGUAUCCAAAGAAUUUUAUGCAUUCCUACUUAUCGAUGUGUACUUAUGUUACUUUCAGAAGGAUUGUACUGUUGCACAAAUCAUGCCAUAUUUCUCAGCUGUGUAUAAAUACUUAUAACGUGUCCAUUUUGUACCUACCGUAUGUUCUCUCUAAUAGCUGGUUGUAGCGUAUGUCAGGCAAAUAGCUUCGAAUGAUAGAGAAAUUAAUUUAUUUCAUCUUUAAGCUAAACGUUUCUGUAAAAUGUGAUAAUUAGCUUUGAAUACUAUUUCAGACAGGAGAAGGACGUUUGGUAAACAUAGUUCAAAUUGAGAUCUCAUCCGUAGGUAGUUCUUUACGAAAACUUAGAUAAAGCUAGCUAUCCAAGCCAAGAUGCUAACAAGAACGUGGAAAUUCUGAAUGUACAUACAUGAAUACGAUGUAGCAGAUCAAAUUGUUGUAGAUGUAAUUUUAAUUGAAGACUCGUAAUGCUUAGUUGUUAAAUACGUUACCAAUGAAUUUUACUUUUGACUUCGAGAUAUGUUAAAGUAAUUAUUAGCUAGGAGUUAACUUCCCGCAUGGCGUCAUGUAUUUAUUUAUUUCGAAACGAGUCGCCAUUGUGUGUCAUAUUGUCUGCAAACGUGCUAAGUGCCAUGUAGAAGCGACUUCAUUGACAAAAUUGUGAUAUUGUCUAUGCUUCUGCUGUGUCAGACAGUGCCUGAUUGUAUUAAUUACAUAGUUAUUAUAAGAAUUAUCUAUUUAUUAUUAUAAGUACCUAUCUAUCUAUAUAUUUCGAUAUUCACGUAGCUAUCAUAAUAUUGUAUAUUCAGAUUAUUAAAUAUAUUAAUGUAUAACAUAUUUUAUGUAUAAGUACAAGGUGUAAGGGCAAUAAUUGGUUGUUGUGGUUAAAAUCUGGAAUUUUCCCAGUAUUUAUUAAUAAUCCCUAAAAUCCAUAUGGUUUUUUAUAAAUUAAUAUUUGAAUGACUUCUAAACAAAUUACCCUAUAUUUUGGGAAAAUUUAACUCAUAACUGUAUGUCAUUCUGGCAUUGCAGAUACAGUACGGAUGACGGUAAAUCAAGUAAUUAAUUUACCUACCUAACUACAUUUAAAGUACCAUCCUGCCCCAUACACCUUAUUUAUUAUUAAUAAGCUCUAUCUGUAUAGUUAAGUCAGUUAAGUCUAUGACAAAGCUUUAAUAUAUAUUAUUAUAAUUAUGUGUAUAAGUUCCACUUUAUUUGCUACAGUGAUUUCAGUUUCACCGAAAGUUAGAGAUGCACGUACUACACCACUACGUUUUAGAAAUAAUUAUAAGCUUCUAUUCCUAUAUUUUAAUUUAAGAACUACUUAUUUUUGUAUUAUUAUACAAGGCCUACGUUUUAUGUAGGCUUUUAAGUUAUUUGAGAGUUAUGUUUGGUAUAUUGAAUAAGUGUUAUUAAGUAAUGCAAAUUAUUUCAAUAAUUUUCAAUGUCAAUGCAAUUAAAUAUGUCGGUACUGUAAAAAGGUAUGGCGCUAUCGAUUUCAAUUUGAGGGCAAAUUGGAAUUGGAUGAAAAGGAGCCCUUUAUACAUGACAUGACUCGAAGAGUAAAUUAGUGUUAAACUUUAGUAUAAAGUGCCAUACCCAAUCCUGAUCUAAGUACCAAUUUGAUUAAUUGAUUUUAAUGUUUUUGAAGAAACAAAUGCUAUUUACAAAUUUUACUUUUUUAUUAUCAAAUGGGUCUCAGUGUUAAAAUGUUAAAGUCGAAAAUAGAAUGUAAGAUAAGAUUGUUUGUGUAUUGCUUUGUGUGCUAUGGUAAUGUAUCGGCCCAAAAUAUUUCGCAUUGCUAAAUUACUUGAAUAUGUGAGAUUGUUUUGCAGAACAAAGAAUUACAUAAUAAAUGAAAAUAUUAUUCACGA
Molecule: messenger RNA, 3485 nt
Organism: Ostrinia furnacalis (Asian corn borer)
Lineage: Eukaryota; Metazoa; Arthropoda; Insecta; Lepidoptera; Crambidae
Product: kielin/chordin-like protein
Exons: 3
Coding region: 38-1363 (441 amino acids)
Cellular component (GO): extracellular region
Molecular function (GO): protein binding
Source: RefSeq, a predicted model, not a curated record